AUGGACAAAAAGAAGAAUGACGAGAGUAGUAUUAUGAGCUCAGAAUGCACAGAUAAAAAUGAUAUGAAUGAAAAAGGGAAAAUAAUUAGAAAUGGUAGUGCAUUAAAUGAGUAUAACAUAUGUAACAGCUCUGCUAUGAUACUUGAGAGCGAAGAUAAACGAAAAAUAGCAAUCGGAAAAAGAACACAAACAAUACAAAAAAAUAAUGUCUACUAUUUAUAUGAUAGGCAGAAAAAGGAAGGAGAGAGAGAAGGGGGUAAUCUACGAAAUGGUAACAGUUCAGAGGGGACUAAGGAGAAUAGUGUGGAUAACAACGGAGCAACUGAUAGAAGGCAGAUGAGAAAUGAUACCAAUACUAAUAGAAGUUGUAGUAGUAGUUAUAACGACAAUGGUAGUAAUAAUAGCAACGAUAGUAUUAGCAGCAGCGGCAGUAUUAGCGGCAACGAUGGUAAUAGCGCUAACGGUAGUAAUAACAGCACCAAUGGCAUUGAUUAUUUGAAUUCCAGUGAAAUGCUUAAACCAAAUGCAAACUAUGUUUCUAACAUCUUCCUCCUUGAUGAAAAUAGAAACAGGUCAAAUGACCUUGUAAAUGCAGCUAACCAUAAUAAAGAAGACAUAAAUGUAAUAAAUGAAAAGGAAAAUUAUGAAACAUUGAAAUUACUAGAACAAGAAACAAAUGAUGCGAAUAAUCCAUACAUUUUAGAUAAUACAAUUAGAUUAGAUCAUAUGGAGAAAGUAAAAGAAACAAGUGGUGUUGAAUUUCCAGAAACAGAACAAUCAAAUCAUAAUAUGAAUAACAAAAUUAAUAAUGACAAAACGUAUAAUAAUACGUGCAGCAUAAAAAGUAGUACUAAUUUUAAUACCCAAAACAGUAUUAAUAGCACAUUUGUUACUAAUGAUUUAAAUCAUUUGUAUUCUAGAGAGAGUACUCUUAAAGAUUACAUAAUAAAUAAGGGAGGAAAUAAUACAGAGGUUGAGAGUGAAGAUGGAAAUGAAGAAUUUUUCAAAAAAAAGAAAAGUGAAAAAGGUAUUCAUAAAAAUAAUGAUGUAGAUGUUACUGAGGAUUCCAUAAGUAAUGUAGAAAGUGAUAACAACAUGGUGAAUGAUGAAAACCUGAAGAAUGAUAACAACAUAGUAUGUGAUAAUAGCGUUAUAAGAGGUAACGACGUAGUAUGUGGUGGUACCAUAAGGUUAAAAAAGGAUAAGGGGGAUGAGGAUAUAAAAAGAGAAGAGAACAACGUAAACGAGAAAAUGUUGGAAAGAAAAAACAGUAUUUUUUAUAUGUUAAAAGGAACGAACACUUUUUCUAAUAUUAAAAAAAAGUUUAAGAAAGAACUAAAAAGACAUAGAGAACUAAAUAAUAUUACUGAAAAAAGAGUAUAUGCGGAAAUAUUUUUACAAAAUCAAAUUAAUUGUUAUGAUUUAUUAUUAGAAAUUCGUAAAAAAGUACCUAUUUGGGGAGAAUAUGAAUCAAAUUUUUUUUUUCAUUGGAGGAAAAUUAUGGCUUUAAGUAUUGAAGAAUUAAAAAUUUAUAUUUUAAUAUUUAGAUCAUUAAGCAUAGAAACUAUUAAACAUUUAAAUUUUCUUAUGUUGAAAAUAAUUAUAGAGGAACUCGAUGAAUUAAGAAAAGUGCACGAACCAUUUUACAAGCCUUUUAUAUUUACACAUAAUUGUAUGAAAUAUUCUGACUACACAUAUGAAAAGAGUUCAGACAUUUAUGUUAAUAUGAACGAAUUUAUACAACCAUGGUAUAUGAAGAAUUUUAAUAAGUCCAUGGAUAUUAAAAAGUUUUUAAGUUCAUUAGAUAUUCUAGAAAAUCAAAAACAAAAAUCAUAUAUUAUACAAGCAAUGGAAAUUCCUUCCCACAUUGUCAGUAUGUGUGAUACAUUGUGUAGUGAACAUAAUGGGGAAGCAAUAAAUAGGGACUAUAAUACAACUGCAUCAAGUAAAGGAAGCAAGGGGAAUGAAACAAAUACUGGGAAUGUAACAAAUAAUGCUGAUAGAACCAAUACAGGAAAUGAAACUAAUACAAUUCCAAAAAAGGUUAAAAAAAUUUGUGGUAAAAAAAAAGAAAAUUAUAAAAUAAAAAAUUUAAAUACAUCUAUAAAUUCAAGGCCAAAAAAAAGAACUGGAUAUUAUGAUCUUGAGAUAGAUGGUGUUGUUGCAUCGUUCGAAGCUCGAAAAGGAGUUUACUAUGACAAGUCAAGAAAACUUUGGAGAGCUAAUUGGAAGGAAAAUGGCAAGAUACAAACAAAGGGAUUUUCAGUUAACGAAUAUAAAUCUGUGCAGCUAGCUAGGCAGAAGGCGAUCGAGUGGAGAGAAAAAAAAGAAGCUGAACUUUUGCUCUGA
This is a messenger RNA of Plasmodium malariae, 2349 nucleotides long. Its product is annotated as transcription factor with AP2 domain(s). The transcript is spliced from 2 exons. The record is from RefSeq and is a predicted model, not a curated record. Gene Ontology annotation, biological process: regulation of DNA-templated transcription. Gene Ontology annotation, molecular function: DNA-binding transcription factor activity. Lineage: Eukaryota; Apicomplexa; Aconoidasida; Haemosporida; Plasmodiidae. Bases 1 to 2349 code for a protein of 782 amino acids.